Molecule: messenger RNA, 1564 nt
Organism: Chelmon rostratus (copperband butterflyfish)
Lineage: Eukaryota; Metazoa; Chordata; Actinopteri; Chaetodontiformes; Chaetodontidae
Product: probable G-protein coupled receptor 173
Exons: 2
Coding region: 317-1525 (402 amino acids)
Biological process (GO): G protein-coupled receptor signaling pathway
Cellular component (GO): plasma membrane
Molecular function (GO): G protein-coupled receptor activity
Source: RefSeq, a predicted model, not a curated record
AGCCCGAGAGCACAGCAAGAGCGUGAGGCUUUAUUAUGUGUUUUCCUCUCGGUUUAACAAACAGUGAGACAAAGCGACUGGGAUCAUUUUGGGGUUUUUGCAGUGAGAGAAGAACAGAUCCAAAAAGAACAAAAAAUGAGGGGAUGAAAGGUGGUGAGGUUGUGGACAAAGAGGAAAGAUGAGUCUGUCAUGUAGAAAAGAUCCUCACGGCCUCUCCUUGUAAAGACGAGGGAGCCGCGGGUGACGACGGCUGUAGGAGGAUCAGUAGUGUGCAUAAAGGGCCCGAACUGGGCAGGCUCUCGCGGAGGCUGAUAGAAUGGCUAACCAGAGCUUUGCCAUCGACGGCCCCGGCAGUUUGCUGGCUGUGCUGGCCUCGCAGAGCGGACUGGCUCGAGGCGGCAGCAGCAGCAGCAGCAGUGACAGCAGCAGCAGCAGCGGAGGAAUCUCUGCCACAGAUGUGUCUGCCUACUUUAAGCUGGUCUUCUUGGGUUUGAUCAUCUGCGUAAGCCUUGUAGGCAACCUCUUGGUCUCCCUGCUGGUCUUACGAGACAGGACACUUCACAAGGCUCCUUAUUUCUUUCUCCUGGACCUGUGCCUGGCCGAUGCAGUCCGCUCUGCUGCCUGCUUCCCCUUCGUGCUGGUUUCCGUCCACAACAGCUCGGCCUGGACUUACAGUGCCUUGAGUUGUAAAGUUGUGGCUUUUAUGGCUGUGCUGUUUUGUUUUCACGCUGCCUUCAUGCUGUUUUGCGUGGCUGUCACCCGCUACCUUGCCAUCGCCCACCACCGAUUCUACGCCAAGCGCAUGACCAUCUGGACCUGCGCCGCCAUCAUUUGCAUGGUGUGGACUCUGGCCGUCGCCAUGGCGUUCCCGCCUGUCUUUGAUGUGGGGACGUACAAGUUCAUCCGUGAUGAGGAUCAGUGCAUUUUUGAACACCGCUACCUGAAGACCAACGACACCCUGGGCUUCAUGCUCAUGCUGGCUGUGGUGGUCCUGGCCACCCACGGUUUCUACGCCAAACUGCUGCUGUUUGAGUACAGGCACCGCAAGAUGAAACCUGUCCAGCUAGUGCCGGCCAUCAGCCAGAACUGGACCUUCCACGGUCCUGGGGCCACAGGUCAAGCUGCAGCUAACUGGAUUGCGGGGUUCGGACGUGGGCCCAUGCCACCCACUCUGUUGGGCAUCAGGCAAAAUUUACACAAUCAACACCGGCGGCUGCUUGGGAUGGAAGAGGUGAGGUCAGAGAGGAGGCUGGGCAGGAUGUUCUACACCAUCACCCUGCUCUUCCUGGUCCUCUGGGCUCCCUACAUCGUGGCGUGCUUCUGGAGGGUGUUCGUCAAGUCCUGCACCAUCCCCCACAGGUACCUUUCCAUCACGGUGUGGAUGAGCUUCGCCCAAGCCGGAGUCAACCCCAUCUUCUGUCUCCUGCUCAACGAGGACCUGAGGAAAGUGCUGAGAGCUCACCUGCCGACCUACUGGAGGACUAAACAACACCUGCCCCAAGACGAGGCCUACUGCAUUAUGUGAUAAGAUAUGACCUUAAUGAAGAGAAUGUUUCAGGUCUUA